Messenger RNA from Protopterus annectens (West African lungfish), 5593 nucleotides. RefSeq names its product insulin receptor related receptor (gene INSRR). Gene Ontology annotation, cellular component: membrane; insulin receptor complex; axon. Gene Ontology annotation, biological process: insulin-like growth factor receptor signaling pathway; positive regulation of phosphatidylinositol 3-kinase/protein kinase B signal transduction; multicellular organism development. Bases 462 to 4559 code for a protein of 1365 amino acids. The transcript is spliced from 22 exons. Lineage: Eukaryota; Metazoa; Chordata; Ceratodontiformes; Protopteridae. Gene Ontology annotation, molecular function: insulin receptor activity; insulin receptor substrate binding; ATP binding. The record is from RefSeq and is a predicted model, not a curated record.
CACCUGUUAGGAGCUUUUCAGUUUUUUGCCAGACUUUCUAGGCAGAAAUAUGUUCCUGAGGUUUACAUAGUUGUGUUCUUUUUCAGAGCCUGCAGUUAGUUAACAGCUGGAAGCAGUUAAGAGCUAAAAGCCAACCAACAUAUACAGCUAAGAAUGACUACUUUUUAAAUCUUUUAUUGAGUUCACAAAAUUUCAGUAGUACAGUUAGAAAGUGAAAUCACUUUUUGAGCACAUGCAGCUGACAGGACAGUGACACAAAACAGGGGAUCUCCUACCAGCUAUGCUCAGACGUUUUUACAGCAAUGAAAAGUUAAAUUAAUUUCAUCAGUUUCAUUUUUGGGGUGAGCAUUUUGCUUUUUCCUAGUCUACCCCAACUAACCUGCAAAGUUUGAGUUUCACUCAAAGCAGAGCAUCUACUUGUCACUGGAAGCUUAUGGUGUAUAAGAACUAUCUUCAGAACCAUGAGGUUGGCACACAGAGAAAUAAGUGUCUGGAUUCUGCUUUUCUGUACAUUUGUUCUGAUACUUCACCAGGUUACAGUGGGACAUGCAGAAAUUUGUAGCAGUAUGGAUAUUCGAAAUGAUGCUUCUCAACUGAAGAAACUAGAAAACUGUACUGUCAUUGAAGGAAACCUACAAAUUCUCCUAAUGUUCACAAGCAAAAGUGAAGACUUCCAGGGCCUUACUUUCCCCAGACUGACAGUCAUCACAGAAUUCCUACUGCUUUUUCGUGUUUAUGGUUUGGAAAGUCUCCGUGACCUUUUCCCAAGACUAGCUGUCAUCCGUGGGAUGGAUCUUUUUUUCAGCUAUGCUUUGGUAAUCUUUGAGAUGCCUGAUCUACGUGAAAUUGGUCUCCACAGUCUGACAAACAUUCUUCGUGGUGCUGUACGUAUAGAGAAGAACCAGGAAUUAUGCCACCUCUCCACCAUUGACUGGUCUUUGGUGAUGGAGUCUGAUGAUCAGAACUACAUUGUGGGGAAUAAGCAGGUAGAAGAAUGUGGAGAUGUGUGUCCUGGUGUCUCUGAUCAAGAAGAGCCUUGCAUUAGGACCAGUGUUAAUGGUCGUUUGGAUCACCGAUGCUGGACAUUCAACCACUGUCAAAAAUUCUGCAGUUGCAAUGGAAAAGCCUGCAUGGACAAUGGGGAAUGUUGUCACUGGGAGUGCCUCGGAGGCUGUAUCCGGCCCAAUGACAACAGGGCAUGUGUGGCAUGCCGGAAUUACUACUAUAGCAAGCACUGCCUGUCAAACUGCCCUAAUGGUACAUACAGGUAUACGGGAUGGCGAUGUGUGACAGCAGAAUAUUGCGCAAGCCUACGUAAAGUUUCAGAUAACCCCCGCGAGACCUUGAAGUUUGUCAUUCACGAUGGAGAGUGUUUGUCAGAUUGUCCAUCUGGGUUUCAGAGGAAUGAGACCAGCCUUUCAUGUCUUAAGUGUGAAGGAUUAUGUCCGAAGACCUGCAAAGUAGGCUUCAAGGCAAUCGAGUCAGUUCAGUCAGCAAAAGAGCUGGCAGGAUGUACAACUGUGGAAGGAAGCCUUAUUCUCAAUAUCCGCAGAGGAGAGAACCUGACGUCAGAGUUACGGGCAAGUCUGGGACAGAUUGAGAUUGUCACUGGGUUCCUAAAGAUAAAGCAUUCUGUUGCACUGGUCAGCCUGAACUUCUUCACAAACCUACAGCUGAUUCGUGGAGACACAAUGGUGGAUGGGAAUUACACAUUGUAUGUUCUGGAUAACCCAAAUCUACAGCAGCUAUGGGACUGGAACACCAAGAAGAAGCUGUCAAUUUCCACAGGGAAGAUGUACUUUGCUUUCAACCCCAAACUCUGUUUAUUUGAGAUCUACCGGGCUGAGGAAGUAACUGGUACCAAGGGUCGCCAGAACACAGCUGAGAUAAACCAUCGCACAAAUGGUGACAGAGCAUCAUGUACAAAUAAGAGGCUUCGCUUCAUCUCCAAUGUCACCCACUCCAACAGAAUCUUUCUGAAGUGGGAACGCUAUCAGUCACCAGAUUACAGAGAUCUAAUUAGUUUUAUCGUCUACUACAAGGAAGCCCCAUUUCAGAAUGUCACAAGAUACCUUGGGCAAGAUACCUGUGGAGCCAAUAGCUGGAAUAUGGUGGAUGUUGACCAACCGUUAAAUCACCUUGACCCCUCAGUUGAAAUGAAGAAUCUCAAACCCUGGACCCAGUAUGCUGUGAUGGUACAAGCCCUUACUCUGACAACAGCUGAGGAGGGUCGUAGCCGUGGUGCCAAGAGUGAAGUGGUCUAUAUAAGAACAAAGCCUUUGGCACCUACAGUCCCCCUGGAUGUGACCGCUGUGCAUCUUGCAUCUUCCUCACAGCUGGUGGUGAGGUGGAAGCCACCAACACAUCGACAUGGGAACAUCACCUACUAUCUGGUUCGCUGGCAACAGCAAAUGGAAGAUUCUGAGCUUUACCUCAGUGAUUAUUGUCAAAAAAGCUUGCGGCUGCCCUUUGGCAAUGAGAAUGAGGAAUACAAUGAUACGGAUGAUAAGGAGAACAUGGACCAAGACUCAGAGGAGAGAUGCUGCCAGUGCCCAAAGACACAGGCACAGCUGGACAUGGAAGCCGAAGAACUUUCUUUCCAAAAGAAGUUUGAAAAUUUCCUCCAUAAUUCAAUUUUCAUACCAAGGACUCCAUGGAAAGUAACCUCUGUAGACAAAAACAUGCCAAGACAUUUGAAAAAACGAAGGGACGUACUGUAUGCAUCCAAUACAACAACUAUUGCAACCGUAAAUACUUCUUCAACAACUGAGCUCAGAAACCACACUGCAUUCAACCGUUCUGCUUCAGAUCCAAGGCCAGACACUGAUUUUCAGAUUUUUGAGGAAAAGUCACUUCGAGAGCGAAUUGUUCUUAAUAACUUGCAUCAUUUCACAGUGUACCGCAUUGAAGUCCAUGCUUGCAAUCAUGCAGCACUCACAGUUGGCUGCAGUGCAGCUACCUUUGUUGUUACCAGGACUAAGCCAGAACAAAAUGCUGAUAAUAUUCCUGACAAUGUAACUUGGCAGUUUACUGGGAAAAAUAACAUUUUGUUAAAAUGGGAAGAGCCAAAGAAACCUAAUGGUCUCAUUCUGAAGUAUGAAGUCAGGUAUAAACAAGAACAAGAGGAAAUCGCAACCCUAAAAUGUGUAUCUCGUCACACCUAUGAAACAUAUGGAGGCAUCCAGUUGCAGCACCUGAAGCCUGCUAACUACACAGCUAAAAUCCGUGCCAAAUCACUUGCAGGGAACGGUUCCUGGACAGCCCCUGUAUACUUCUACAUUCCAAGUCCAGAUGAUGAGCAACACAAAGACUUGCUAGAUCUCCUUGCAAUGAUGCCUAUUGCCCUUCUGGUCAUUAUUUUGUUCCUGGGUGUGUUUGUUUACUUCUACAGUAAGAAAAGGAACAGCUAUGGAUACCCGAGUGGUAACUGGUACACCUCAGUGAACCCUGAAUACUUCAGCACAUUUGAUAUGUAUAAACCAGAUGAAUGGGAAGUCCCACGAGAUGUGAUAAGCAUCAUUCGAGAGUUGGGCCAGGGCUCAUUUGGGAUGGUGUACGAGGGGACAGCAAGGGGCAUUGUCAAAGGAGAAGAAGAGACCAGAGUCGCCUUGAAGACUGUCAAUGAGUCAGCCAGCAAAAGAGAGAGGAUUGAAUUCCUGAAGGAAGCCUCUGUGAUGAAAGCAUUCAAUUGCCAUCAUGUGGUUCGUUUACUUGGAGUGGUGUCACAGGGACAGCCCACACUGGUCAUCAUGGAACUGAUGACAAGAGGAGAUUUAAAAAGCUUUCUGAGAUCCCUCAGAGAAGAUUCUGAUAACAAUCCUGGCCUUCCUGCACCCACACUGAAGGACAUGAUUCACAUGGCGGGAGAGAUUGCUGAUGGCAUGGCCUACCUCAAUGCCAAAAAAUUUGUCCACCGGGAUCUAGCAGCCCGCAACUGUAUGGUAUCCGAAGAUUUCACUGUAAAAAUAGGAGAUUUUGGUAUGACACGAGAUAUCUAUGAGACCGAUUAUUACAGGAAAGGUGGCAAAGGAUUACUUCCUGUUCGGUGGAUGGCCCCCGAAGCACUCAAAGAUGGUAUCUUCACAACUCAUGGUGAUGUUUGGUCAUUUGGAGUGGUGUUGUGGGAAGUAGCCACACUGGCUGAACAGCCUUACCAAGGCUUGUCCAAUGAACAGGUGCUACGCUUUGUGCUGAACAAUGGACUUCUUGAAAGGCCAGAAAACUGUCCAGAUAAACUCCAUGAACUAAUGCGCUGGUGUUGGCAACACAAUCCACGUCACAGACCUACUUUUCUACAGAUUAUUGACACCAUAAAGAGCAAAAUGCAUCCUAGCUUCAGAAAAGUAUCAUUUUUUUACAGUGCAGAGAGGAUGGGCCACGAAGUACCAGAAGCAGCCAUAGACUUGGACAGUGCCGAAAACUCCUUGCUGAACGAAUCUGAUUUCAGUGAUCUUGAAGUGCCUUGUAACACAGAGAAUGGGAAUGCUUUGACUCAUCCAGAAAAUUAUGACCAGAAUGAGAACUAUUCAUCUAUGAAAAGGAUAACCUCUAUUUUGUAGCCCUUAACCAGGGGCUUGACUAAAGCAAAUAAUGUUCUGAAACAUUCAAGGCUUAAACUGCUCUGUAAAUCUUGGAAUGAAUGACUUAAAACUGAGCAGCUUAAGGUGCUAUGAACAUAUGUUGUUAAAGUGCCUAUAUUUGUGUUCUGACAGUCACACAUCAGACCGUAUUGUAAUACUGUUAUUCCUCAGGAAGUGUCAUAGAGUGGGGUGGAACUUUUGGAGUUAGACCUCUUAGCAGUCCUGUUUUAUGACUGGAUGCAAACUUCCAUCAAUAACUCUACUAGUAUUGUAAGUGUCAUGUGAAUUGCUUUCAUAGGAAUCACUUUGACGUUAUGUUUAAAAAAGUGUGCUGCCUGCAAAACUGGGAACUAGUCCAAAGAAUUCAGAAAGUACUAUCUACAAGUUUGAAUGUUAAUGUCUAGUGGGAGAGAAAUGCUGUGUUGAGCAAAUUUAAUCCUGGAACCCUUAAGAGCUGUACAAUUUAUGAAUGCUAUACAGAGUUUUAAGAAAGAAGAUAUAUAUAUAUAUAUAUAUAUAUAUAUAUAUAUAUAUAUAUAUAUAUAUAUAUAUAUGAAAGUAUAUCAUUGACAACUAAGUGAAUAUUAAAGCAACGUCAGGUUCUGAUUUACUUAUUUUCUAAGCUAACAAGAAAAAAAAAAAAUGCUAUUGGCUAUGAUAAACCUCCUGAUUAGACAUGGAUUGUUGGUAAACACCUGGUCAUCUAAAUAAUCUUAUUUUCCUUAACCCAGACCUAGUCGCAGCCUUUUUAGGUGUGUAAGAAAUAUGUAUCAGGAGUUUAGAGCUCUUUCCAGAAGAUUUUCUCUUGCAACACAUUUUUUUUUGUUUUUUGUUAAAACUGUAAAAUGCAAUCAUAGCUUUGGCUUAUUACUCAUCUUUUCUAACCUAAAAACAGUCUGUGGUUAAAAAGUGCAGUCAGGAGUCUAAUGGUUUCCAGAGCCGCAGAGUGCAUUAAUACUGCCAAUGAAGUAAAAUGUCAUUUUUAAAAUAAAUAUUUACAUUUUUAAUUCUUA